This is a messenger RNA of Setaria italica (foxtail millet), 2159 nucleotides long. RefSeq names its product protein REDUCED WALL ACETYLATION 1. Lineage: Eukaryota; Viridiplantae; Streptophyta; Magnoliopsida; Poales; Poaceae. The transcript is spliced from 16 exons. Bases 119 to 1738 code for a protein of 539 amino acids. Gene Ontology annotation, molecular function: acetyltransferase activity. The record is from RefSeq and is a predicted model, not a curated record. Gene Ontology annotation, cellular component: Golgi apparatus. Gene Ontology annotation, biological process: xylan biosynthetic process; plant-type secondary cell wall biogenesis; xyloglucan metabolic process.
GGCGGCAUAUUAUGCCACGGCGCCGCUCCCCGAGCGCCUGAUCUCGAACUCCAGCAAGGGUCCUGCGUCUCUCAUCCCGGCCGGCAACGUCGAGCUCCUGGGGUGAGUUCCUGGCGGAAUGGAGGUCUUCGGCCCCGUCACGCCAGGCCAGGUGUCAUUCUUGCUCGGUGUGUUCCCUGUUCUCAUUGCAUGGAUUUAUUCAGAAAUCUUGGAAUACCGAAAAUCGUCAUCCAUUAAAGUUCAUGCUGAUUCUAAUUUGGAAAAGGAAACUGUCAGAGAAGAUGAUAAGGCAGUUUUGCUUGAAGGAGGCCUAUCAAAAUCCCCAUCUACAAUGCUUCGGAACAUGUCUACGAAAACAAAAAUUAUACGAUUUAUAACGAUGGAGGAGUCCUUUCUUCUUGAAAACCGUGCCGUAAUGAGAGCAAUGGCUGAAUUUGGCAUUGUGCUGGUUUACUUUUAUGUUUGUGACCGGACAAACACAUUUCCUGAAAGCAAGAAGAGUUACAACCGUGAUCUGUUUCUAUUUCUGUACAUCCUUCUCAUCAUAGCGUCAGCAUUGACUUCACUUAAGAAACACAAUGAAAAAUCAGCAUUUUCAGGGAAAUCCAUACUCUACCUUAACCGCCAUCAAACUGAGGAAUGGAAAGGUUGGAUGCAGGUCUUGUUUUUAAUGUACCACUAUUUCGCUGCCACAGAAAUCUACAAUGCAAUCCGCAUUUUCAUUGCUGCUUAUGUCUGGAUGACUGGGUUUGGAAACUUCUCGUACUAUUACAUUAAAAAAGACUUCAGCCUGGCACGAUUUGCUCAGAUGAUGUGGAGGCUCAAUUUUUUCGUGGCCUUUUGUUGCAUAGUCCUUGAUAAUGAUUACAUGCUGUAUUACAUAUGCCCAAUGCACACACUUUUUACACUUAUGGUAUAUGGUUGCCUUGGUCUGUUCAACAAAUACAACGAGAUACCAUCUGUGAUGGCUAUGAAGAUUGUGGGUUGCUUCUUAGUGGUGAUCUUGAUAUGGGAGAUUCCUGGUGUAUUUGAGCUUUUGUGGAGGCCUUUUACAUUUCUGCUGGGAUACAAAGACCCAGAACCUUCAAAAGCGAACUUACCCCUUUUGCAUGAGUGGCAUUUCCGAUCCGGUCUUGAUCGUUAUAUUUGGAUUAUCGGGAUGAUCUAUGCUUACUUCCAUCCAAAUGUUGAAAGGUGGAUGGAAAAGCUUGAAGAAUCUGAAACUAAGGUUAGGUUGUCAAUCAAGGGAACCAUUGUUACCACUUCUGUGGUGGCUGGUUAUUUGUGGUAUGAAUAUAUUUACAAGCUAGACAAACUUACGUACAACAAGUACCAUCCUUACACAUCGUGGAUUCCUAUAACUGUUUAUAUUGCUUUACGUAAUUGCACCCAGCAGCUGAGGAGUGCCUCAUUGACUCUUUUUGCCUGGCUCGGCAAGAUUACACUAGAGACCUAUAUCUCUCAGAUCCACAUUUGGCUCAGGUCUAGCAUGCCAAAUGGGCAACCAAAAUGGCUUUUAUCUUUCAUUCCGGGUUAUCCGAUGCUCAACUUUAUGCUUGUCACAGCAAUAUACCUUCUUAUAUCUUACAGAGUGUUUGAGCUAACAACCAUCUUGAAGUCAGCUUUUAUUCCCAGUAGAGACAACAAUCGUCUAUAUCAAAAUUUUGUAGCUGGGAUCAUCAUCUCCUUAUGUCUAUAUUUCUGCUCAGUUAUACUUCUCAAGAUUACAGUUGUAUAGGAACAUGAUCUUGAUACAAGGCCAUUUCUGUGAAAUGUUGUCUUACCUAGGAUGAUCAGUCGCUGCCUCAUUUCCACGUUGCAGUUGGAGAGAAAGAAAGAGGCUUAUUAAGGUAUGUCGAAUGCUUAUACGCCUGAGUGCAGAUGCUCCAGAUUUUUUUUUUCUGUUUACCAGUUAUUGUACACAAUUAGGCAGUCGGUGCAUUCCUUUGGGAGUUGUAACAGCUGGUUGGACUUGCAUUCCUACGUGUUUACAAAUGCACGAGAGAUUUAUGUUGCAUCGAAGUUUUUCUUCUCAACCAUAUAAUGGUAGAUUCGUUUACUGAUGUAAUUUUAGAAUAGCUAUACUCCAUCGUGUACUACACAAAUCAAUACAAAUGAUACAAUGUUGUUCUUCCUGAAAGCUCUUGUGGCUGUUUGGA